Molecule: messenger RNA, 2370 nt
Organism: Lichtheimia ornata
Lineage: Eukaryota; Fungi; Mucoromycota; Mucoromycetes; Mucorales; Lichtheimiaceae
Product: aconitate hydratase, mitochondrial
Exons: 9
Coding region: 1-2370 (789 amino acids)
Biological process (GO): tricarboxylic acid cycle
Cellular component (GO): cytosol; mitochondrion
Molecular function (GO): 4 iron, 4 sulfur cluster binding; aconitate hydratase activity
Source: RefSeq, a predicted model, not a curated record
AUGAGCGCAUAUCUUUCACAAACCCUUCGAAGGGUCCCUUCAUCACCUAUUCGCCUCACUGCUCAACGCACACUUGCCACUGCUGCCAUCAAACCCGUGGUUGAAAAAGAUUGUCGUUCUAUCACUCCUCCUUAUACCAAAUUGAAUGAAAAGCUUUCCACUGUGCGUCGUAUCCUUGACAACCGACCCCUCACUUUGGCUGAAAAGAUUGUCUAUGCUCAUUUGACCAACCCUGAAGAAACCAUCCCUGUACGUGGUGAGACCUAUCUCAAGUUGUCACCUGAUCGUGUUGCUAUGCAAGAUGCCUCUGCUCAAAUGGCAUUGCUUCAGUUUAUGAUUUCCGGCAUGAGCACCACGGCUGUUCCAUCGUCGAUUCACUGCGAUCACUUGAUUGAGGCCUACUCGGGUGCUGACAAGGAUGUGGCAUCCUCUAUCGUGACGAACAAGGAGAUCUUUGACUUUUUGGAGAGUGCAGCCAAGAAAUACGGCAUUGCUUUCUGGAAGCCUGGUAGUGGUAUCAUUCACCAGAUUGUCCUUGAGAAUUAUGCAGCUCCUGGUGGUUUGAUGUUGGGCACCGAUAGUCAUACUCCCAAUGCAGGUGGUUUGGGUAUGGUUGCUAUUGGUGUUGGUGGUGCAGAUGCCGUGGAUGCUAUGGCCGAUAUUCCUUGGGAACUCAAGGCACCCAAUGUCAUUGGUGUCAAAUUGACCGGUCAACUUAACCCAUGGGCUAGUCCAAAGGAUGUGAUUCUCAAGCUUGCUGGUUUGCUCACUGUUCGGGGUGGUACUGGUCAUAUUAUUGAGUACUUUGGUGAAGGUGUGGAGAGCCUUUCUUGCACUGGUAUGGCUACCAUCACCAACAUGGGUGCUGAAGUGGGUGCCACUACCUCUUUGUUCCCUUACACCAACAGCAUGCGCUCCUACCUUGCUGCCACCGGUCGUUCUCAAGUUGCAAAGGCAGCUGAUGCCAAUGCUCAUUAUCUUGCUGCUGAUCAAGGUUGCCAAUACGACAAGGUCAUUGAAAUCAACCUUUCCGAAGUUGAGCCUCACAUCAAUGGUCCCUUCACCCCUGAUUUGAGCACACCUCUUUCCAAGUUCAAGGAUGUGGUUAAGGAGAAUGGAUGGAAGGAUGAAUUGUCCGCUGGUCUUAUUGGCAGUUGCACCAACUCAUCUUACCAGGAUAUGUCACGUGCCGCCUCCAUUGUGGAACAAGCUAGCAAAGCUGGUAUUCCCUUAAAGUCCAACUUUUUGGUCACCCCUGGUUCCGAACAAAUUCGUGCUACCAUUGAACGUGAUGGUCAAACGGCUGUUUUUGAAGGUGUUGGCGCUCAAGUGCUUGCCAAUGCAUGUGGUCCUUGUAUUGGUCAGUGGAAGCGUGUUGACAUUGACAAGAACAAGAAGGAAGAGAAUGCCAUCAUGACUUCAUUCAAUCGUAACUUCCGAAGCAGAAACGAUGGUAACCCCAAGACCAUGAACUUUUUGGCUGCACCAGAGCUUGUGACAGCUAUGGCAUUCUCUGGCAAGCUUUCAUUCAACCCUAUGGUGGAUAGCUUGGUUGACAAGGAUGGUAAUGAAUUCCGUUUCCAACCUCCUCAAGGCGAUGACCUUCCUCAACAAGGUUUCGAGAUGGGCCGUGAUACCUAUGAACCACCUUCGCCUACACCUACUGCCGAUCCUUCUGUGGAUGUCGUUGUUUCACCUACCUCCAAUCGUCUUCAGGUGCUUGAGCCAUUUGAAGCAUGGAAUGGUCAAGAGUUCAAGGAUGUGCGUGUGCUUGUCAAGGUUCAAGGCAAGUGUACCACUGACCACAUUUCUGCUGCUGGUCCAUGGCUCAAGUAUAAGGGUCAUCUUGAAAACAUUGCCGAGAAUACCUUGAUUGGUGCUGUGAAUGCGGAUAAUGGUCAAGUCAACUUGGUGCAAGAUGUUACCAAUGGCAAGGAAGACACCAUUCCUGCUGUUGCAAAGAGCUACAAGAGCCAAGAUAUCCCAUGGAUGGUGGUUGCUGAUCACAACUAUGGUGAAGGUUCUGCACGUGAACACGCUGCUCUUCAAGUGCGUUAUCUUGGUUGCCCUGUCAUCAUUUCUCGAUCAUUUGCACGUAUCCACGAAACCAAUCUCAAGAAGCAAGGUGUCUUGCCACUUACUUUUGCCAACGAGAACGAUUAUGAAAAGAUCGCUGGUGGUGAUGUGAUUGAAACCAAGGGUGUUAAGGAUAUCGCACCUGGCAAACCUGUUCAAUUGAUUGUUACCAAGCCUGACGGUUCCAAGGUCACCAUUGACGCCAAGCACACCAUGAGCGUGGAUCAAAUCGAGUGGUUCCAAAAGGGCAGUGCCCUUAAUCUCAUUAGCGAAAAGGUUGCCGCCUCCGCAUAA